This is a messenger RNA of Periconia digitata, 2167 nucleotides long. The record is from the annotation of a GenBank genome assembly. Lineage: Eukaryota; Fungi; Ascomycota; Dothideomycetes; Pleosporales; Periconiaceae.
UCUAGUUGCUUGGUCCCCAUUAUCUUCCAUAAUCGAUCGUUUAGUGGUUCCUGUUGUACCCUGCUCCCUUACUCUCCGGCUCACUAUGUCCGGUCCCCAUGAUCCUUCCACAAGAACGUCUGCGCAUCCUAUACCAGAAGACGCCACCACAAAACUUUUGUAUAGCUUGCCCCCUAUCGUAUACGGGAAAUAUGUCCCAAAAUUCUGGAAAAACUGGAGAAAUCUUUACCGUCAGAAAUUCAAGCCAUUAUGCACUCGAUGCCGUGACAUCGACUGGCCGACGAUGUUUCAGCUUUCCAAAAGUGGUCCCUACAGCCCACAAGAGGUUCUCGGGAUUAGAAAAGAAUGGGCAGGCCAGCAAUUCAACUGCUAUCUUUGCCAGUGGCUCCAUGAUACGGGCUCUUCAUGGCCGAGAAUAGUUGCAACAUCCAUGUCAAGACUUUUUUUUUCCGAUACCGUAUCAGAAGCUGAAAUUACACGCAAUCCAAUGUUUGCUUCUGCAACUGUGUUGUGUCAAAAUCCCUUUUUCACACUCAAUGCCAUAGGAGCCAUCCGACCCGACGAUGACAGAGAAAGAUACCGUCCACGUAUCAUAGAUCGAAGAUCUGUUGAUUAUGACCUCAUUCGCAGGUGGAUUCACAAUUGCUCGGAUCUACAUCAUACCGAGCAAUGUAUCGCAGCGAAGAUGGAAAUUAUACCAGGUUUCAAAUUGAUUCAUUGUUCAACUCGGAAGAUCGUUCCAGCGCCAUCCAAUUGUGUUUAUGUAGCGCUGUCGUAUGUGUGGGGUGAACAGCAAUCCGAAAAGCUCGCUGCUCACACCAAAUUCCCCAGGGUCGUCAAAGACAGCAUCAAAGUGUGUCUUGCCCUUGGUUAUGAAUACCUCUGGGUUGACCGAUACUGUAUCGAUCAAGAGAACAGAGAUGAGAAGCACUCUCAAAUGACUAGAAUGGAUCAGAUUUACUCCGCAGCUUCGCUUACUAUCAUCGCUUCGGAUAGUGGUGAUCCUCAGCAUGGACUUCCGGGUGUCGGCAAAACGCCUCGUGCUCAUCAAAAUUAUGUCAAGACUGGUGAGCUCACCCUUGUGAACAUGUAUGUCAACAACAUCAGUUACUUGAAAAACUCAAAUUGGGGGCUUCGAGCGUGGACGUACCAGGAAGGCCUUCUGUCCAAGCGCAAACUUAUCUUUGGCCUUCGUCAGGUGCACUUUGUGUGUGGUGAGUCACAUUUUGCCGAAACGUUCACCGACGAGAUUCCUCUUCGAAUAUUGUCUGAUGAAUAUUAUUUCAUAGACAUGUUCUCCACCCCCAAGGGUAAUAGUCCAAACGAUAACAGCGUGGCGAGGGCCGUGUUCUGCUUGAAUGAAUAUACCUGCCGGAAAAUGAGUUUCGAAUCUGAUUCCCUGAACGCUUGUCUAGGAGUCCUUCGGUCACUGAUAAAGAAUCCGAUUGUUGGACAUUUAUGGGGUGUCCUUACCAUCGACGAAUGUGACCCUUACCCGCUCUUGUCAUGGUAUCAUCCACAAGCGGGACAUCGACGAAUCGACUUCCCCAGUUGGUCGUGGGCAGGGUGGGAAGGAGAGAUAAUUCAUAACUAUACCGACGCACUACAACCUUCCCUAAAAGGACUCCACGUCGACCUAUGUUGGGAGGACGGACGAGUGAUGACUUGUAAGGAGUAUCACAACAGCGGUCUUCUCGUCUCGCAAGCUGGAAGCCCCGAGGCCCCCAGGCUCAUUCAAUUAACCGGAUGUUGCGCAGAAUUUCGAAUCAUAUCCAAGAGUACCCCUGUAGUUGGCGCGAAUAUUCUCCCCCACCUCUGGGUAGGACCAUUCCCGGAAGUGUAUGCACUUUGUGCGGUAGGGACCAACUUGUACCGAGUUUAUGGUGUAUGUCUGGAUUACGAUAUUAGUGCUGAAGAUUUGAACACCUGCAUAGCGAUGGUUGUGUAUUCAUCUGGGGUUUCAAACCUCCUGUUGAAGCCUGUGGGUAAUAGAUUCCAGCGUGUAGGUUUGAUGACAGUAUUGCACUACUCUGUUUCGGAAGUCGAUGAUCUCUGCCACGAGGACGGGGAAAUGCUGAAAGCCGAGGAACGAGAGUACUUGAGCAAGUUCGAUUUACUGGAAUCUUGGUUCAGAAAUGCAACUAAGCGAACUGUUAUUGUAGAAUGA